Papilio polytes (common Mormon) is the source of this 1261-nucleotide messenger RNA. RefSeq names its product transcription elongation factor, mitochondrial. The record is from RefSeq and is a predicted model, not a curated record. The transcript has 7 exons. NCBI's taxonomy places the organism in Eukaryota, Metazoa, Arthropoda, Insecta, Lepidoptera, Papilionidae. Bases 166 to 1209 code for a protein of 347 amino acids. Gene Ontology annotation, molecular function: DNA polymerase processivity factor activity. Gene Ontology annotation, cellular component: mitochondrial nucleoid. Gene Ontology annotation, biological process: mitochondrial transcription; transcription elongation by mitochondrial RNA polymerase.
AGUCUUCUAUUGUCAAUGUCAAUUUAAUACAAGCAAGUUCAAAAUAUAAUAAAAUGCUAACUAACAAUGUUAAUUUACGGUUGAUGUAAUAGCAUUUAAUUGUUGUUUAAAUUGAAAGUUAAAUUAAAAUACGUUUAAUGUUUAAAACUACAUAAAAGCUCAAUAAUGUUAAGUUCCAUGAAUAAGAAGUUUUUGGUAUCUUUCUGUAAAACAUAUCGGAGCGUGUCUUCAACAAAGUGCUGCUUUACCUCAGAAACAGAAUACAAGUAUUCUGAUAGCGAAAGAUUAAAAAUCUUACAGACUAUUAAUAGUAGUGAUUCUGAAAUAUUAUCUAGGUAUGAUGUUGCAAAGUCUAGGAUAAGAAAACUGUCUGAAUGGAUGAAAAUAUAUGGACAACUGAAUGAUAUAUCUGAUUUGGAGAAAAUUGAUGGUUUUACUGAAAAAACAGUAAAGAAAUUCUACAAGAGUAUACUGGAUGGACCAAAGAAAGUAGUGAACAAGAUUAAAGGACAAAUUUUACAUCCAGCAUUGUCUGAAAUUGUUAGACAGAACUGCAGAUCGGUGCUGUCAGUGUAUGUGUCAGUAAACUCUGUGUGCUGGACUCUCAUUGAAAGAGCAAACUAUGAACUUCUCCAAUGGAAGUACCACGGUAUUGAAUAUCCUGAAGGCAAGAGGCUGCAGAUCAAUGAAAUAUUGGAUAUUGCAUAUCAAAUAUCCACAAAGUUACCGGUAGCUGAUAUUUAUGUGAUGAAAUCAGAAUCAACCAGUCUCCGAGCAGCGGGCAGUGAUCCCAACAACCCAAAAGUCCUUACUGUCAAUUUACAGAAGGCUCAAAUGAUCGCCAUGAUGAUUGCUCUGAUAAAUACUAAAAAUGUAGACAGGUCUGAUGACGAGAAUGUUAAACUAAAUCAAAAAAUAUAUUUUCUGAGAUCAACAUUACCAUACAGAUUGUAUGGAACAUUGGUGGGGGGCGAAAGAGUUUCAACGGAUCAAACAGUAGAAAUGCUAUUAGAAAAAUCGAAGAAUAUUUGUCCCAAUAAUUCUCAUGUACAUGUCGGUGAUAAUUUAAUUUCGAUGUUUCAUUCACAAAAAGAAUUAGAAAAAGACAUGUUGGGACAUUCUUUGUUACUAGGACUUACUUUUAUGGAUAUCUGUAUUUAUCUGAACCAAAGAAGUAUAGCUAAAUUGUCAAGAAAUGGCGAAACGUGAUCAUAGAAUCUUAAUGUAGACUUGAAAAUGUAAAUAAAAUUGUUUUAGCUGU